AUGGAUGGUAAACACCAAAGACAAGACAAAACGUCAAGCCCCCUUGCUAUUCUUCUUACAUGGUCUCAAGAAAGAGAAAGGAGUGAGGAAACUCCACUUUCUCGGUGGGUUGACCAAUCAAUGGUCAGUCGGGCCCUUUUGAGACAUGAGUUCUCUUUUAUUGGUAUUACUGAAACCCGCUUUAUCAAAGGCUCACCACCAACUUUCAAUUACCAUAUAGAAGGUUACCAGUGCUUAUCCACCCCCACUGAAUCCUCAGCAGGAGGGAGCUUGUUGUAUAUUUCUGACCAGUAUAAUUUCAUUCCUCGUACAGACUUGGAUGACAUUAUGUACCAAUAUAAAUACUUGAAAUCAAGUUUUGCAGAGAUGAUCUUGCCUAACACAACCAACUUAAUUGUCGGUAGACAUCCUUGUAUGUCAACAAAUUCCUUUAAUCGUGAUUUCUUAAAACCCUUGCUCAAUAAAGUCAGCAUUGAAAAGAAACAAAUCCUUCUACUGGGGGAUUUCAAUAAAAAUUUGUUAAAACUCAAUGAAGAUGCAGAACUCUCUGCCUUCAUUGAUAUACUCGGCUCCCACCUUAUACUUCCCCAGAUCUUAUUACCAACAGGAAUAGCAGCGACUUCCAAGACAUUAAUUGAUAAUAUUUUUUUCUCUGUCACUGGUCAACCAUCAAUCUCUGGUAACCUUAUUCACAUGAUCUCUGAUCACCUGCCUCAAUUCUUUAUAUUACCUGACCAAUUGACUAACAACUCAGAAAAAAAUAUUCAAUACCAAAACUGGUCCAAAUUUGACGAACAUAAUUUCAUUUUAGAUUACCUGGAUAUCGACUGGGGUGUUGAGUUUAAUAGUCCUGGACCAAUUGACCCAAACAGCUGUUUUGACAUUUUUAAUUCUAAAACUCAAAAGCUUGUUGACAGACACGUUCCCACAGGCAGGCUCACCAAAAGGCAAAUCAAAACCCAACAAAAACCAUGGAUUACUUCUGCCAUCAUAAAAUCUAUGUCUAAACCUUAUACAGACAAAGUAAAACAAACCAUUAUACCAAAUACUUUAACCUUUUUUCAAAUAACAUGCACAAAAUGGGAGGGUGAUCGUAGCAUUAUUUCUACGAAACCGUCGAAAUCUAAUAUUCCUACCUCCAUUCAGGUUGACGGCAAACUUGAGACAAACCAGAUUGAUAUUGCCAAUAGUUUUAAUGAUUUUUUUACAUCCAUAGCAAAUUCUAUUAGGAACAAAAUUCCACCUACAUCCAAGAGAUCUUUAAGAACAUCCAGAGUGGUGCCUGUUUACAAAAACAAAGGUUCUUCUAUAGAUGUGUCGAAUUACAGACCAAUCUCAUUAUUGUCAAACAUUGAGAAAAUCUAUGAAAAGGUUAUGUACAACAGAAUAAUAGGCUUUCUCAACAAUCAUGAUAUCCUAUAUCCCAAACAGUUUGGAUUCAGAAAACAGCAUUCAACAUCACAGGCUGUGCUUACUAUAGUUGAACGCAUUAGACAUUGCCUUGACAAAGGUGAGCUUGCCUGUGGAGUGUUUGUCGACUUACAAAAAGCUUUUGAUACUGUUGACCACAAAAUCCUUCUAUCCAAACUAAAUCACUAUGGUAUUCGGGGAAAAGCAAAUGAUUGGUUCAGGUCUUAUUUAACUGGUCGUCUCCAGUAUGUCUCAAUCGGCUCUGUUCUUGGUCCGCUGCUGUUCUUGUUGUAUAUUGAUGAUCUGCAUAAUUGUAUCAAAUCGUCAGAGACCUAUCAUUUUGCUGACGACACUCAUCUGCUGAAAUUCUCAAAAUCACUAGAAUCCCUUUGUAGAGGGAUGAAUGCUGAUCUUAAACGCCUUGUGUGUUGGCUUAACGCCAACAAAAUAUCACUGAACUCCAGCAAAACAGAGUUUCUUGUAUUUAGAUCCCAAUCUCGUAGGCUUGAAUUUUUACCUUUUUUGAUUCUAUGCAAAAGUGUGAAAUACCUGGGUGUUCAUGUUAAUGAACAUCUUUCCUGGAAGUAUCAUGUCUCAUCUGUGGCUACUAAACUUCAAAGAGCCAAUGGGAUGUUAUCCAAAAUUCGUCACUAUGUUCCCCUAAAAUCCCUGCUAAACAUUUACCAUCCUGGAAGUAUCAUGUCUCAUCUGUGA
Molecule: messenger RNA, 2124 nt
Organism: Hydractinia symbiolongicarpus
Lineage: Eukaryota; Metazoa; Cnidaria; Hydrozoa; Anthoathecata; Hydractiniidae
Exons: 5
Coding region: 1-2124 (707 amino acids)
Source: RefSeq, a predicted model, not a curated record